Molecule: messenger RNA, 1365 nt
Organism: Thyridium curvatum
Lineage: Eukaryota; Fungi; Ascomycota; Sordariomycetes; Thyridiales; Thyridiaceae
Exons: 4
Coding region: 1-1365 (454 amino acids)
Cellular component (GO): cytosol
Molecular function (GO): L-glutamate dehydrogenase (NADP+) activity
Source: RefSeq, a predicted model, not a curated record
AUGUCUAACUAUCCUACCGAGCCUGAGUUCGAGCAGGCCUACAACGAGCUCGUCUACACCCUCGAGAACUCGUCCCUGUUCGAGAAGAAGCCCGAGUACCGCACCGCACUCCAGGUCGUCUCCAUCCCCGAGCGGGUGAUCCAGUUCCGUGUCGUCUGGGAGGAUGACAGCGGCAAGGUCCAGGUCAACCGCGGAUACCGCGUCCAGUUCAACUCUGCCCUCGGUCCCUACAAGGGUGGCCUGCGGUUGCACCCUACCGUCAACCUGUCCAUUCUCAAGUUCCUCGGCUUCGAGCAGAUCUUCAAGAACGCCCUGACUGGCCUGAUGAUGGGCGGUGGCAAGGGUGGAUCCGACUUCGACCCCAAGGGCAAGAGUGACUCGGAGAUCCGCCGGUUCUGCGUCUCCUUCAUGACCGAGCUCCAGAAGCACAUUGGUGCCGACACUGAUGUCCCCGCUGGCGACAUUGGCGUCUCUGGCCGCGAGAUUGGCUUCAUGUUUGGCACCUACCGCCGCAUGCAGAACAAGUUCGAGGGUGUCCUGACGGGCAAGGGCCUCGAAUGGGGUGGCUCCCUGAUCCGACCUGAGGCCACUGGCUACGGUCUGGUCUACUACGUCGGCCACAUGAUGGAGGUCGCUGGUGCUGGCGACUGGAAGGGCAAGCGCGUCGCCAUCUCGGGCUCGGGCAACGUCGCCCAGUACGCCGCCCUCAAGGUCAUCGAGCUCGGCGCCACCGUCCUGUCCCUGUCCGACUCGCAGGGCAGCUUCAUCGCCCAGGGCGACCGCACCUUCACCCCCGAGGACAUCCAGGCCAUCAUGGAGCUCAAGGAGCAGCGCCGGCCCCUGACCGACUACGCCAAGAAGGGCGACUUCAAGUACAUCGCCGGCGCCCGCCCCUGGGUCCACGUCGGCCAGGUCGACGUCGCCCUGCCCUGCGCGACCCAGAACGAGGUCAACAAGGAGGAGGCCGAGGCCCUGAUCGCCGCCGGCGCCAAGUUCAUCGCCGAGGGCUCCAACAUGGGCUGCGACCUCGAGGCCAUCAACGUCUUCGAGGCCAACCGCAAGGAGAAGAAGGGCGACGCCAUCUGGUACGCCCCCGGCAAGGCCGCCAACUGCGGUGGUGUCGCCGUCUCCGGCCUCGAGAUGGCCCAGAACAGCCGCCGCCUCGGCUGGUCCUCGGAGGAGGUCGACGACAAGCUCAAGGCCAUCAUGAAGAACGCCUUCCAGAUCGGCCUCGACACCGCCAAGGAGUACGUCACCAGCGCCGACGGCGAGCUCCCCAGCUUGGUCGCCGGCAGCAACAUCGCCGGCUUCGUCAAGGUCGCCCGUGCCAUGCACGACCAGGGCGACUGGUGGACCAAGGCCUAA